UGGUUCUAAUUCUAUUUAGAAGUAAAGCUCAGAAGAAGAUCAUAGCAAUUUAUAUUUUUGAAGAUUAGGGCUCAAUAAUAUUAACCCUCGAACUCAGAGACCUGAAACCAGUGAGAUAGCCGAAACCAGUAGCUGGCCACGUAUUGAACUGAACCACGAGGGGUCAUGAAAACUGCGCAAUCGCUUUAUAAUUGCCGCCAGGUGGCGCGUUUUAGAGGUCACAGAACACCAUGGACCACGUAAUAAUAAGGGUUGCCCUCACCGUGCGGCUUCGCGGAAACCUGUUUACACCAGGAUGACGUCAGGAAAGCUCGUGGAGACCCGAAUAAAAAGAAUGCUCAAUGCUGGCCGGGACUGCCACUGACUGAGGUGCUGAUUUGCAGAUUCCCUAACCAAAGACGACUGCAUAAAGACUUCAUUAGCAACAAUGAGUGGUGGUCGGCCAAAACGUAAGGCGGUGACAGACACAGAAACUAAAGCGAAGAAAGCUCGUGGAGAAACGGAGCUUGGUGAUGGGCUCGUGUGGAGAGAUAUUGGUGAUGGUAAAGGCAUAGGUGUCUCGGGGGCGUGUCCACUGAUGGCUCUCAUAUCAGACUGUCUCGAGGGAAGGACAAAAAUCGCCGGUUUUGACAUUGACUUCACCGUCAUUAAAACGGCAAGUGGACGGAAAUUUGCCAUAGGAUCAAACGAUUGGGAAUUUUGGGAUGAAAAAGUCCCAGAGAAGCUGAGAGAACUGCAUAAAGAUGGCUACAGAGUUGUGUUCUUCACUAAUCAAGCUGGUAUUGAAAAAGGCAAAGUGACGCCCCAAAGCUUCAGAGACAAAGCUGAAGCUAUCAUCAAAGAGUUGGAGAUUCCUGUUUUGGUAUUUGCAAGCACAGGCACUUCACAGUACAGAAAGCCAAGUUCUUGCAUGUGGGACCAUUUUGUUGAGAAUUUCAACAAUGGUGUUGAGGUUGACAAGAAAAAGUCAAUUUAUGUGGGGGAUGCAGCAGGCCGUGCGAAAGAAUGGGCUCCAGGCAAACCGAAGGAUUUUUCCUGCAGUGACCGCAUGUUUGCAGCCAAUAUUGGAGUCAAAUUUUCGACUCCAGAGGAGUUUUUUUACAAUGAAGCAGCGGCCAAAUUCAGCUGGGGUUCACUUGAUCCCGAUGCUUUCCUUGCCAAGAAUCCUGCCAUCACAAAGGCUAAUGACAAGUCAUCGUUUGCCUCCAAAGCUCAAGAACUUGUUAUGUUGGUGGGGCCUCCUGCUUCAGGAAAGAGCACAUUUCGUCAGAGAUAUUUGGAACCUCAUGGCUACGUCGCUGUCAACAGAGACACACUUGGUACUGCUGAAAAAUGCUUAAAGGUAGCUAAAGAAGCAAUUUCAUCUGGCAAAAGUGUCGUUGUAGACAACACAAAUCCGUCAGCUUCAGCGAGAGCACCAUUCAUCAAGUUGGCUAAGGACAAAGGUAUUCCCUGUCGGUGUUUCUGGCUGCAAACUCCGCUGGAUCUGGCCCACCACUUGAACCUGUUCAGGCAGAAUCAGACAGAGGGAAAAUGUCGCAGAGUUCCUGAUGUUGGUUACAACGUGUUCAAAAAGAAUUUUGAAGAACCAAAAUCUACAGAAGGCUUCUCUGUGACGAAAGUUGAUUUCAAACCUCGUUUUGAUAGCAUAACAGAUGAGCGUCUUUUUAAACAGUGGACUGUGUAGAUUUUUAUGAACCAUGUAGUAUACUUAUAUGGCUUGAGUUUACUUCAAAAGUUGCCAGUCUGGUAACAGAAAAUUAUUGUUUUAAAUGAAUGAAGACACUUGCUGAUUAUGACUUUUGAUUGUGUUCAGUUUUAAAUUGGAAUUUGUAUUUUAUCCAAUUGAACAUUCCAUUAUAUGCUGAUAUUUAUUGUGCUUGCCUGCUCAACAAAUUUAUUUAUUAAUGUUGGUGCAAACAUUUUAAAACUUCAUGUCAAGUUGCUGAUACGCAGAUAAUUACUUAACAAACUAGUUUGUUCUUGUAAUGAUGUGAUGACAGCUCAUUGAUCCUUUUUGUAUACAGUUAUUUUAGUUAAUGUGCUGUCAAGUUAGUGCAAUUCUUCGAUUAUUUUCAGUUUUUAUUUUUUAAACAUGAUUUUUACACAUCUUCACAUUAUUUAUUGUGCCAUCUUUGUUUUGUUUUUUAAAGGAACAUAAUUUAUAUGCUCAGAUUGGUGUUACAUGUUAAAUCUUUUUGACAGUAGUAUUAAACUUUGUUUGUGAAGAGAUAAAAAUGUUUUGAUAGCAUAUUUUAUCAUGCACUCAUCGAAGUGACUGCUUCUGAAAUAAUGAAUACAAAACCCCUGAAUAACAAUGAAUAAAGUAAGUGACAAGUGAGAUGACAAAGUGACCGGGGUUCUUUGUGUGAGAAUGGAACUCCAAUCUUGCUUGGAGCACAGAACUCUGCUGCUGAACCCUGAAGUUGUAGUUACUUCUUGAAACAACUUUUAUAUAAGCUCUAUGGCAAGCUUUAUUGGUUAAUGUAAGAGCGGAUGAAAAAAUAAAAGUGAGUAAGUAGCCUGAAAUGUAUUUGAAGAUGAACUGUGAUUGCAGGCAUAUUUGCCAUUUCUUGUUACAUGUAUGCAUACAUUUAUUUGUAUUCCUGUGAUAUGAACCUGUGAAAACAUUUGUGAAAAUUUUAAGAAAAAGAAUGAAUCGAAAUAUCUUGCCACUACCUUAAAGAUGAUACAAAACUUUAUUUGAAA
Aplysia californica (California sea hare) is the source of this 2709-nucleotide messenger RNA. Its product is annotated as bifunctional polynucleotide phosphatase/kinase. Gene Ontology annotation, biological process: DNA repair. The transcript is spliced from 8 exons. The coding region runs from base 428 to 1687 and encodes 419 amino acids. The record is from RefSeq and is a predicted model, not a curated record. Lineage: Eukaryota; Metazoa; Mollusca; Gastropoda; Aplysiida; Aplysiidae. Gene Ontology annotation, molecular function: ATP-dependent polydeoxyribonucleotide 5'-hydroxyl-kinase activity; double-stranded DNA binding; polynucleotide 3'-phosphatase activity. Gene Ontology annotation, cellular component: nucleus.